AUGUUCGGAUUUCUCCUUUUUUCUCCACAGAAGGAAAUAUUUCUUACAGGACUGUGCAGUCCAGGUUUGCACUACGACGAAUCUGGCAAGCGGUGUCUUCCAUGUCCGAAAGGAACCUUCCAAGAGGAACACGGCAGAACUACUUGCGCCGCCUGUCCUGUCGGGACAACCACAGUGGCCGCAGGCACCAAGCUCCACUCAAAGUGCAUUCGUGAGCUAGCCACUCCGAAAUCUUAUUAAAAAAGGAACUAUUUCAGCCUUUUGUCCAAUAGGCUACUACUUUGACGAAGCUUCGAGGGUCUGUGAGCCUUGUGGACUGAGGGGUUACCAGCCAGAACGCGGCCAGGACAGGUUCCUCUUCAUUUUUCCCUUCAGUCGAACAUUUCCAGAUGCAUUCCUUGUCCUGAUGGAACCGUCCCAAUUUAUCAGAACUCGACGUCGCUGCAGCAUUGCUUGGGUUCAGUAGAAAAAUCCUUCUAUAUUCCCAGUCGUUUUCAGACAAAUGCAAAGCCGGACAGCAGCGGUCGCCCGACGGGUCCGUUUGCGAGCCUUGCGCCAUCGGAUCGUUCAAAUCCGCCGAAGAAUCCGUCUGUAUGAUGUGCCCCGCCGGAUUCACAACCCUUUCCAAGGCUUCCAAAUCUCUUACGUCCUGCAGCAUCAGUUUUGCUUCAAUGUUUUCGUCUUAUUUUCAGCGUUAAUUCUCAGAAAUCUGCUUCCCUGGAACGAUUCUGAACAUCAACACGGAGAAGUGCGAGCCCUGUGACUACGGUCUUUACAUGGACGAGUACGAUGGACGGAUUUGCAAGAGUUGCCCUGUCAGCACGACUACAUACCAAACUGGUCAGAGCCAUUUUUCCUUUAUGAACUUAAAUUCCUAAGAUUUCGAGCCAUACCGAGAUUCUUAGCUACUUUGACAAAUAGUUCGUCAACCUCUGUUCCCAGGAAAGAUGCUCUAUGUAAUCUAUGGGAGGCUUAAAAUAUUAUCCUUCAAUUUUUUCAAUAGUUUUCAAUAACGACCGCGUGAUUUUCAAUCGAAGCUGCAAAGUCAAGAAAAAUCAACAUUUGUUUUUCACAAGAGGUAGUUAGUUUUGCAGGUUGAGACUUCUAGGAAUUUAGUUUGAUACGAGUAUUUUGACAGGAUUACAAAAUAUUCUGAAUUAAAACGUUUCUUACUUACCUUGUGCAUUUGAUGAUGUUCAGCAACACCCAAUCUUGCUCGUCUUAUUGGGGACUCCUUUUGAAUUAAAAGUUAUCACGUAACGCAAUGAAGAAAAGUUUCCUAAACAUAAGAGAAUGUUUAUAAACAAAAUUUGAGUUAUUUUCUUUAGUUUGUCAACUUUUGACGUUUGUGAGUGAAUUUCAAAAAUAAUAAUUGCGUUUACAGGAGCCAACAGCGCGAAGAUGUGUGAAUGGACGAACCAAUGCAAGGCGGCUACACACAACUGUCACUGGCUCGCCGUCUGCAUAGACCUUCCUGACGAGAACCACAAAAAAAUGUUGGUCAUGCAACUUUCCCCGAGUUCAAACCCUCGGUUCAGGUACUCGUGCAAGUGCAAGCCAGGCUUCGUCGGCAGCGGGUUCCACUGCGUCGACGCCUGCCAGGGCUUCUGCCAGAACGGCGGCGUCUGUCUGAAGACGGGUCGCGGCGAGACCCGUUGCAACUGCGCCCAGGGCUUCUCCGGCCAGCGAUGUCAGGCCGUCGUCGACGAUGACGUGCUCCUUAUCAGCUGAGCCACUGUAAUAUGAUCCUCGCAUAUGAUGUAAAGACGUGCAAAUCGUUGUUAUCAGCCGUCGGCUAUAAAAGUCAUUUGCUUGACCCCCUGGGAAAGUACACAUUCUUGUCCGGCGUCAUGCUCAAGUUGUUGUUGAUCUUUCUGGUUCUCGCUGUUUUGGUUCAACCUCGACCUGUUAGUUUAACUUAUUUUAUCUCGUUUUCAUAAUUAUUAAUGAUCUACGUUUUUCUUGUAAUCAAAACUGUAAACUAAUAACUUUUGAUGUUUGUUUUGUUUCUAUAAAGAAUGGUCUUAGGUCGCAGUUUAACUUCGGAAUUAAAUUAGAUGUAUUUUUUCGGAAAUCUACCCUGGAAAAUUUUUGAGAUACUUAGACAAGAAGGUUUAUUUUUCCUAAUUGAGAUUUUUUUCAUUUUUACAAAAACUUCUUCACGGUCAGCAAGAUUCAAAAUUAAAUUUGUGGAUCCUAGCCUCCUUCAAAAGUUUUGCUAUUACUCAAAGCCAUUUUUUUAUUUUUUUAUUGAUAGGUUCUUUCUUUACAUUCCACAAUCAAUUUCAAUCUCGAAUUUCAUUUUUUUAAAUUUAAUAAAAUUUGAUCUUAAAAUUGUUUCUUUCAUUUAAAAAAAUCUUCAGGUAAUGAAAAAGCGGUUUCACGGCGAAUAGACUUGCCGGAACUUCACCUCAAACUGACGUAACGACUUUUUCCAGUUGUUUCUCAAAAGUCAGCUCUUGUUUCAGUUCAACGGCGACUUCUGGCACGAUCUGA
This is a messenger RNA of Caenorhabditis auriculariae, 2496 nucleotides long. The record is from the annotation of a GenBank genome assembly. Lineage: Eukaryota; Metazoa; Nematoda; Chromadorea; Rhabditida; Rhabditidae.